Messenger RNA from Heterobilharzia americana, 639 nucleotides. NCBI's taxonomy places the organism in Eukaryota, Metazoa, Platyhelminthes, Trematoda, Strigeidida, Schistosomatidae. The record is from the annotation of a GenBank genome assembly.
AUGCAAUUUAUAGGAAACAAGACUGGUAACCGUAGAUCAGCAAAUGUACGAUCUGUUGGCUACUCAGAUUUGUUUUGUCUCAGUAAAGAUGAUCUUUGGGAUGCAUUAACUGAAUAUCCAGAGACUAAAACAAUCUUAAUGCAACGUGGUCAAGAUAUAUUACGGAAAGACAAUUUGUUAGAUGAAGAAAUAUUACGGCAGGCACAAGAACAGCAAGAAUCCAUUGAACAAUGCGUUCAGCGAAUCGAUAAUACAGUUAACCAACUAACAACACGUUUAGCUAGAUUAAUUGGUGAAUUUGGAUCAAGUCAUGCCAAACUGAAACGUCGUUUAAUGCGACUAGAACAAGAAUAUGAUAACAAUAAUAAUACUGCACAAGAUGGAAUAAGUCCUAGGUAUAGAAAACACAGUGAUACAUUAGCCAAUGAUAAUCAGGCACAAGUUACUGUAGAUCACCAAUCACCUGGCAAGUCAAAUCAAUUACUACGACAAAAGCAGGGUAGUAAGUUAAAAAUCGAUAGAAAACAACGACAACAGUCAGUUAGUAGUUCAACAUCACCCUAUGAAAAACGCGAAUCACUAAGUUCAUUAGGAUCAGAUAUGACAAAUGCAACUCUGCCGUCUGAACAUGAUGAGUAG